UCCUCCUACUUCAACUGUUUCCACAAAUGUGGUGACACUCAGAAAUAGUUGCCAGCAAAAUACUAGGAUUUCAGGCAACUGAGAGCACACUAUACUAUCUGUUCAUAAUUAUCUGAGCAGCCAAGGUCCAUAUUCGCAAAAAGAAGACCAACAUCUGUAUAGAUUUUUUUUUAAUCCGAACAAUUAGAAAUCACAAACAACUACUUUUUGCCUUCCUGAUAUCAUGGAGAAAGUCCAGUACCUCACCCGCUCUGCUAUAAGAAGAGCUUCAACUAUUGAAAUGCCUCAACAAGCACGUCAAAAUCUCCAGGAACUCUUUAUCAAUUUCUGUCUCAUAUUAAUAUGUCUCUUGCUUAUCUGCAUCAUUGUGAUGCUUCUCUGAAGUUCUGAUAUUACUUCUAAUUCCACUGUCCAUCAGUGUGGAUCUAAAACCUGUAUUAUGUGACAAGAAGAAACUGACAUUACAAGAAACCACUUUCUGGAUGCAAGAAUAUCUCCUUGAAAAAAGGAUGUAAAUGAUCAGCUGAUAGAUUCUCCCGCAGGAUCCUUCAAAGUUGGAAAAUGUUUCUUUCAAAAAUUAUUUGCAAAAACAAUUGUCUAUUUAUGCAUGAAGUAACUUUAUUGGCUUAUUAGGCACCGCUUAUAAUAGGCUCUGUUUUCUAAUUUACCCUAUGGUCAAAUACACCUUAUAUUCAAAGCAACAAUUUCACAGUUUGGGGGUCUGUAUAAUUUACAUUUUAUUGUCACACUCCCCAGAUAUUAGAUUUUUCAGUGCUUUCACAACAAUUACCAAAAGAGCAAUUCAAAAUAAUACUCCACCAUUCAAAACUGGAGUUUCUUAUAAUCAGUUCAAUUUUAAAUUAUUCAUGAAAUUGUAGAUAUACUUUCACUUUUGUUAUUGCUUAGAACCACAUACUUCCAAACUUUAAAAAAAAAAAAAAAUGAAAUGUUAAAAUAGAAAACCAGUUUUUAUUCUACACUGUACUUCACACCUAUUUAAAGAAAAUGUCUAAGAACAAAGAAAGAAUCUAGGAUAUACUGUAACCUAUUCAACAUGUAAAGGACUGCUUGCCAUCUGGGGGAGGGGGUGGAGGGAGGGAGGGGAAAAAUCAGAACAGAAGUGAAUGCAAGGGAUAAUGCUGUAAAAAAAAAAAUUACCCUGGCAUGGGUUCUAUCAAUAAAAAGUUCUUAAAAAAAAAAAAAAAGGAACAAAGAAAGAAAAUUGUAAAGUCCUAAAUUACCUUAUAUUAAAAAGUUAUAUAUUACUUAAAGUUCCAAUUGAUUUAACACAACUCAUUUCAGGAAGUGAGUAAUUAAAAAUUUUAAGUCAAUCAAAUCUAUGCUUCUUCCUAGGGUUAUGUUCCGGUAAAUAAAAGGGAACAAGUCAGUCAAUAAACUAGACAGGUUUUGAGGCUUUUGAUUAGCCUCAAAAAAGGAGAUAUUCUCAAAACUUCAAGGUAUUUUUUCCAAAGCCUACAACGGAGACAGACAUAGGUUCAUUGAGUACCAUGUAAAAGAAAAAGAAGUGAUCAUAUACAGCAAUAUAAAUUAUCCCAUCUUUUAAAAAAUGAAAAAUUGGUUUGCUUUUUUAUGCCAUAAUAUUUUUUAUGCCAUAAUAUACUAGUUUUACUCAACUUCUAUAAAAUAUUAAAAUUCCACCCUUUAUUCUUCUCAAGGUGGGAUAUAUUGUUGCUACUAAUUCAAAAGUAAGAUGUUUAUUGAGCACUUUUUUACAUAAGAUAUCUUAGUGGAAUACAAUAUUUACAGUUACAUUAAGAUCAGAGAAGGAAAUAGCAGGGUUUUUUUUUAAUUUGUUCUUUUGCCUGAAAAUUUUUUCAAAAUCUUUCAGAUAGAGUUUCCUUUAAACAAUGAUAAAUGAUAAAUGAAAUUCUGUGCCUUUUACAUUAAAAUUUUUAAACUGUGAUUUUCUAUUUUUAAGUGGAAAAUAAUUUUUGUACCUACAAAGCAUAUUCAGAAACCAGCAGUUUUCAUUCUUUUAAAAUAAAUCAAUUACUAAAUAAUUCCUGUCUAAAACACACUAUAGCCUUAUUAUAGGUGCACACCUCCUAUGAAAAGUUUUGAUAUUUUUCUUGUGACAGAAAAAAUCAUAAAAUCCAAUGAAAACAGGAGAUUCUUGGAUUUUACAGAGAAUGUAUAGAGUAAGCAGAGUGUUUGAAAUAUAGUGUCAGGAAAAAAAUACAAAAAUACAAUUACAUUAAGAAGUAAACCAGAAACUAGUCAUGUAAUGACAUCUGUUGAUAUAGUGAAAUAUUAGACAUGAAGUCAGUUCUAGUUUACUUUUAUCUAACUUGUUAGCUCCGUGUCCUCAGAAUGAAGGCAUUGUUUUGACUCAAUUAGAAAAACAUAAAUAAUGGUUCAGUGCUGAUUAAACAUUUUAAAAGGCUAAAGUGAUCUUAUAAACCAAGUGUAAUUUACCUUCCACUUGAUUUAUUCACUGUGCUAAUAAGUUUAAUUAUAUUUUAAUGAGAAUUCGUUAUAGUUUCUCUUUCCUAAGGAAAAAUACUUUUAUUUCUGCUCACGAAUAUAAAAUGAACCCGUACUGUCAAAAAUUAUGGAAUACUAUACUUUUCUACACAAAAAUCAAUUGCUUCAAAUCAAACUAUUAAGUUCUUAUAUACAGUGAUUUAAUGAUAAGCUACAUAAAUUAGGUUCUGGGAAGAACAAUAGGCAAAUUUUUAGAUAAAUUACAGCUGGUAAAGCCUGUGUUUAAAAUACCUUUAAAAUACCUUUAAAAAAUAAGAAAGUUGUUAUAUUAAAAAUGAAGAGAAUAAAUACCUAAAUAGAAUAUGAUUCAGAAGGAGUAAAUUCUAACAUUAUAGUCUGAUUAAAAAUGUUUGUAGAAUUAACUAAUUUUAAAGACUAUUCUGUGUUAUUUAUAUUGUGGUUGAUGAAAAAAUAAAACAUUGUAUAUCUGACACCAAAAUAUGAUGCUUAAUGCAAAUAGUCACAAUCACCUAUAUUAAAAAAUCAUGUUUUGAAUUUAAUUAUAUUGUUUCUAUAAUGUGCUAAUUGUAAUAUGACAAUAAAACAAUCUAAAAUACUGAA
Molecule: messenger RNA, 3066 nt
Organism: Antechinus flavipes (yellow-footed antechinus)
Lineage: Eukaryota; Metazoa; Chordata; Mammalia; Dasyuromorphia; Dasyuridae
Gene: PLN
Product: phospholamban
Exons: 2
Coding region: 224-382 (52 amino acids)
Biological process (GO): negative regulation of ATPase-coupled calcium transmembrane transporter activity; negative regulation of heart rate; negative regulation of calcium ion import into sarcoplasmic reticulum
Cellular component (GO): membrane; sarcoplasmic reticulum
Molecular function (GO): ATPase inhibitor activity
Source: RefSeq, a predicted model, not a curated record